Molecule: messenger RNA, 957 nt
Organism: Dracunculus medinensis (Guinea worm)
Lineage: Eukaryota; Metazoa; Nematoda; Chromadorea; Rhabditida; Dracunculidae
Source: the annotation of a GenBank genome assembly
AUGAAUAGCGAUAGACAACUUAUUCGAACAGAUCUUAGCAAUCCAUUCAAAACAAUAGGCCCUUUAGAAAACCCCGUUGUGGAGAACCUUAUUAAACGAUUCACUAAAGGCCUUUUUAUAGACAACAGAAAUAUAGCCGAUCCAAUUGUAACACCGGAAUUUUUCGAAACUCAGCAAAGAGGAGAGAUCCGCUAUAUGGAGAAUGAUUUUGAAACACCUUUUCAUCCAAAUCCGAUGCGAACCAGCAAUGAUUCUCAUCGAAUGCUUUAUCUAUAUGGAUCAGAAUAUUUAUUUAAUUCACUUUUAUACCACGCAUAUGAGGAUGAUCGAUUAAUUGUCGAGAUUGACGAAAAUUUAUUGUCGCCACAAUAUAAGAGUUUGGUUCGAACCACAUGCAAUGAGGUUCACUCUGACAAUGUCUUCAAAUCAAUGUGCCUCGGCAAAUUAAUCCCCGAAAUCGAAAAAAUUGAUCAAAUUAAAUUAAUAAAUUUAAAUUAUAAAUUAAUUGUCGAAUUAUUUAAUUAUUUCACCACAAAUAAUAAUAUUACAGCACGUUUACUGAUGUACGUGAAAGGUGAACUACGUCGACGACAAAUUCUUGUUAGCUCUGCUCAUCUUCAAGCUGAUCUCCGAUUCAUUAUUCAGGAUGAGAAAUUUGCAGCGAUUUUAAAAUUGAAUAAAUUUAUAGCCAGGCUCCAUCGUAGCGCUAUUGAAGGAGUAAACAGUGAUACAAUAACGCAACUUACGCCACUCGCUAAAACUUUCAUCGGUCCAUAUCUUGCCAGAGCGCUACGUAAAGGCUUGCCGUUCCCUCUUAAGGAUUCGGUUCGAUUUAUAAAUCCCGUUCUACGAAUUCACGAUGGUUUUGCUGAAUUGGCCACCGAUUUUCGUUUGGGGGAAAGAAAUUUACGCGAAAAAAUUAAAAAAGCUUUCAAUGAGAAUUUCGAGAAAAUUUAA